Molecule: messenger RNA, 6459 nt
Organism: Anolis sagrei ordinatus
Lineage: Eukaryota; Metazoa; Chordata; Lepidosauria; Squamata; Anolidae
Gene: PCDH9
Product: protocadherin 9
Biological process (GO): homophilic cell-cell adhesion
Cellular component (GO): plasma membrane
Molecular function (GO): calcium ion binding
Source: RefSeq, a predicted model, not a curated record
AGCGAGAGCGGGAGAGCGGCAGGAGGAGGAGGAGGAGGAGGAGGAGGAGGAGGAAGAGGAAGAAGACGCGGAGAAGGACGCGGAGGAAGAAGGGAAAGGCUCACUCCGGGUCGGGAAAGGAGAGAGAGAGACAGAGAGAGAGAGAGAGAGCUCCCUCCGUCCCAACUCUGCGCGGCGUGGGAGAGCGGGGAUUAUGGAUGCGCGGAGCGUGCCUUGCCCCGCUGCGGGCCGGGAUGGCAGCUCGCCUUGAGUUGGCUCCGCACCUCAGUGCCAGGAGGAGCGGGGAUCGGGAUCCGAGCCUGAUCCGGAGCAGGAGUGGAAAGGAUGGCCAGCCCGGGCUUCUCGGGAGUCGCUCCUUCGCCGGCGCCGCUGCUUGUCUUGCUCUUGCUGAGCCGCCGGGAGGAAGACGCGUCCGCCUGAUCCCCUCCGCCGCCUCCUCCUCGCCUCGCUUCUCUCUCUCGACGACGCUUUCGACCCCAAACGAGCGGCGUCUUGUGGGAUGCCGGCGCCUCCUUCCCCGUCUCUUUCCUUUCCCGGCGGAUGCGGCAGUCCUUCUUCCCGAGGCGGCGAGGGGCUGUCGGGACGCAGGAGCUGCGAUGUGAUGCCUCCAGCAGUCCUCUGCUUGCCAGCCUUGUGGGAGCCGUUCCGUCCUGAGAAGGAGCUAUAAUAAACCCAUGAUCAUGGACCUGAGGGAUUUUUACCUGUUGGCUGCCCUGAUUGCCUGCUUGCGGCUGGAUUCGGCCGUGGCCCAAGAGCUCAUCUACACCAUCCGCGAGGAGCUGCCUGAAAAUGUCCCCAUUGGGAACAUACCAAAGGAUCUGAACAUUUCUCACAUCAAUGCUGCCACCGGCACAAGCGCCAGUUUGGUCUACAGAUUGGUCUCCAAAGCAGGGGAUGCCCCUUUGGUGAAGGUCUCCAGCACCACCGGGGAGAUCUUCACCACUUCCAACCGGAUUGACCGGGAGAGACUCUGUGCGGGAGCCGCCUAUGCGGAAGAAAAUGAGUGCUUCUUUGAGCUGGAGGUGGUGAUUCUUCCCAAUGACUUUUUCCGGCUGAUCAAGAUCAAAAUCAUUGUGAAAGAUACCAAUGAUAAUGCCCCAAUGUUUCCAUCUCCGGUCAUCAACAUCUCCAUCCCGGAAAACACCCUCAUCAACAGCCGCUUCCCCAUCCCGUCGGCCACGGAUCCAGACACCGGUUUCAACGGAGUGCAGCACUAUGAACUCCUGAAUGGGCAGAGUGUCUUUGGAUUGGAUAUUGUGGAAACGCCAGAAGGCGAGAAGUGGCCUCAGCUGAUUGUGCAGCAGAACUUAGACCGGGAGCAGAAAGAUACCUAUGUGAUGAAAAUCAAAGUGGAAGAUGGAGGCACACCCCAGAAAUCCAGCACUGCUAUUCUCCAGGUCACAGUAAGUGAUGUCAAUGACAACCGGCCAGUUUUUAAAGAGAGUCAAGUAGAGGUUCACAUCCCAGAGAAUGCUCCUGUAGGAACCUCGGUCAUUCAGCUUCAUGCCACAGAUGCAGAUAUAGGAAACAAUGCUGAUGUUAGAUAUAUUUUUGGUGCCCAAGUUGCUCCUGCAACAAAAAGACUCUUUGCUUUAAAUAACACAACUGGGCUGAUAACAGUUCAAAGGGCCUUAGACCGAGAAGAGACUUCGAUCCACAAGGUGACGGUGCUAGCCAGCGAUGGCAGUUCAACACCUGCCCGGGCAACAGUCACUAUCAAUGUGACCGAUGUGAAUGAUAACCCACCUAACAUAGAUCUCAGGUACAUCAUAAGUCCCAUCAAUGGUACCGUGUACCUGUCUGAGAAGGACCCUAUCAAUACCAAGAUUGCUCUCAUCACAGUCUCUGAUAAGGACACUGAUAUAAAUGGCAAAGUGAUCUGUUUCAUUGAGAGAGAGGUGCCAUUUCACUUGAAGGCAGUGUAUGACAACCAGUACUUGUUAGAGACCUCUUCCUUGCUGGACUAUGAGGGCACCAAAGAAUUCACCUUUAAAAUAGUGGCCUCUGAUUCUGGCAAGCCCAGUUUGAACCAGACCGCUCUAGUAAGAGUUAAGCUGGAGGAUGAGAAUGACAACCCUCCCAUUUUCAGCCAGCCUGUAAUUGAGCUGUCGGUUUCAGAAAACAACCGGCGUGGUCUGUACUUAACCACUAUUAGUGCCACUGAUGAGGACAGUGGGAAAAAUGCAGACAUUGUUUAUCAGCUUGGCCCCAAUGCCUCCUUUUUUGAUCUGGAUCGAAAGACUGGGGUUUUGACAGCUUCCCGGGUCUUUGACCGUGAGGAACAGGAGCGGUUUAUUUUCACUGUUACAGCCCGAGACAACGGCACCCCUCCCCUGCAGAGUCAAGCUGCUGUGAUAGUUACGGUGCUGGAUGAAAAUGAUAACAGCCCCAAAUUUACUCAUAACCACUUUCAGUUCUUUGUGUCAGAGAACCUACCAAAGUAUAGCACUGUAGGUGUGAUCACGGUGACAGAUGCUGAUGCAGGAGAGAAUAAAGCUGUGACUCUUUCCAUCCUGAAUGACAAUGACAACUUUGUUCUUGACCCUUACUCUGGAGUUAUAAAGUCCAAUGUUUCUUUUGACCGUGAGCAGCAGAGUUCCUACACCUUUGAUGUCAAGGCUGUUGAUGGAGGACAACCGUCCCGUUCAUCUACUGCAAAAGUCACCAUAAAUGUCAUGGAUGUUAAUGACAAUAGCCCCGUAGUCAUCUACCCACCAUCUAAUACUUCUUUCAAGUUGGUUCCUCUCUCUGCUAUCCCUGGCUCUGUAGUGGCUGAAGUAUUUGCUGUUGACAUUGACACGGGGAUGAAUGCUGAGCUUAAAUAUACAAUCGUAAGUGGAAACAACAAAGGAUUGUUCCGUAUUGAUCCAGUGACAGGUAACAUUACCCUGGAAGAGAAACCUUCUCCUACUGAUGUGGGGCUGCAUCGAUUAGUUGUCAAUAUUAGUGACCUAGGUUAUCCUAAAUCCCUGCACACUCUUGUCCUUGUCUUCUUGUAUGUCAACGACACAGCCGGGAAUGCCUCUUACAUUUAUGACUUGAUCCGCAGGACUAUGGAAACACCCUUGGACAGGAACAUUGGGGACAGCAGCCAGCCCUAUCAAAAUGAGGACUACCUUACCAUCAUGAUUGCUAUUGUGGCAGGUGCCAUGGUGGUCAUUGUGGUCAUCUUUGUCACUGUCCUGGUCCGCUGCCGCCAUGCUUCCAGGUUCAAAGCAGCUCAGAGGAGCAAACAAGGGGCUGAGUGGAUGUCUCCCAACCAGGAGAACAAACAGAACAAGAAGAAGAAGCGGAAGAAACGGAAGUCUCCCAAGAGUUCCCUGUUGAAUUUUGUUACCAUUGAGGAAUCCAAACCCGAGGAUGCAGUUCACGAACCUAUCAACGGGACCAUUAGCCUUCCAGCUGAGCUGGAGGAGCAAAGUAUAGGAAGAUUUGACUGGGGCCCUGCACCGCCCACCACCUUUAAGCCUAACAGCCCUGAUCUUGCUAAGCAUUAUAAAUCUGCCUCUCCACAGUCUGCUUUCCAUCUUAAGCCUGACACUCCGGUCUCGGUGAAAAAGCAUCAUGUUAUUCAGGAACUCCCCUUGGACAACACCUUUGUUGGGGGUUGUGAUACCCUUUCCAAACGCUCUUCCACUAGUUCAGACCACUUCAGUGCCUCAGAGUGCAGUUCCCAAGGAGGCUUCAAGACAAAGGGCCCCUUGCACACCAGACAGCAAGGCAAUAACAGCAGGGAGCCGGACAAAGGGACAAAUGGAGAAAUGGCACUGAAUUUUGGAGAUAUGCCGAAGUACUUGUGGGAGAUUUGGGUACCUGACAAACCAUGGGUGUCCCAGCGCCGUGUUACGUUUCACCUCCCCGAUGGUUCCCAGGAAAGCUGCAGUGACAGUGGUCUAGGAGAUCAUGAGCCUGUGGGUAGUGGAACCCUGAUCUCACACCCUCUCCCUCUGGUUCAGCCGCAGGACGAAUUCUACGAUCAGGCCUCACCAGACAAGAGGACCGAAGCUGAUGGCAACUCCGAUCCCAACUCUGAUGGACCUCUUGGGCCUCGAGGAUUAGCAGAAGCGACAGAGAUGUGUACUCAAGAAUGCCUUGUCCUGGGUCACUCAGACAACUGUUGGAUGCCUCCCACUUUAGGUUCAUACCAGCAGCCAAAGUCUCCCCUCUCCACCUUUGCACCUCAGAAGGAAUGGGUUAAGAAAGACAAACUGGUGAAUGGACACACAUUGACAAGAACCUGGAAAGAAGAUAGCAACAGAAACCAGUUUAAUGACCGAAAGCAGUUUGGCUCAGGCGAAGGCCAUUUCAACCCUGGCAAUCACAUGACUGACAUUCCUUUGGCCAACUUGAAGUCCUAUAAACAGGCCUCGGGAGCAGUGGAGAGUCCAAAGGAGAACCAGCUAUAAGGAAUGGCUUCUUUGGAACAGUGACUUUAGCCUAAUUAGAUUUGCUAAUACUGUGUGUGUGUGUCAGAGCUUUAUGUACUGAGUAGACCUCUAGAACUAUGCUUCACAUAGCUGAGAUAUGCAUAUCUUUGUGGUAGCUCCAUGGAACUACAAUACAAAAGAGCAUUUCUACUAGUUGUGUGGUUUUGUUAAAUAGACAUAAUCAAACUCUUACAGAGAAUCUCCCUUGUUUGCAAAUAUCUUACAUUUUCAAUUUAUUUAGGGAAAGGGGUGGGAGGUUUGUUUGCUUUCCUUUUAUUUUAUUUUUUUGACCCUGGACUGCUGCUGUGAACAGUAGAAGAUACAUUUGGAAAUGGAAAGAAAGAGAAUGAGUGAAUGAGUGAGAGUGUCUGUGCGAGAAAGAGAAAUGAGAAGGUGAAUUGCAACUCUUAGAAAGCAUAUCCGAUUAGAAAAUUGUGUUAUUGUUGCCAUUGAUCUUGUGCUGGGACUGCUAUACUUGACAUGUUUAUUGAAACAAAACAACUAAAAUUACAAACAUUAAACCUACUGUGCUAUUAACAAUGUUAGUGGACACUUGUUAAGUCGAUCAGUGUUCAAGUACUUGUAAAUAGGAUCUAUUAUUAUUAUUAAUAACUUUUGUGUACUUAUAACGUUCACCUAAAAAUACUGUAGCAUAAUUCUGUGUUUCACAGUUGCUUUUUCUACUUUAUUUCAUUUGCUUCCUCUUGUUCUUUUCUUUUCUUAAAAAAAUGUUUCUUUUGGUGAUGGUGUUUCUGUGUUAGUAGUCUGUCUGACACACAAUGUUCCAAGGAACUCAAAACACUUGUGUUAAAAACUGAAUAAAAGGGAGGGUGGGGCAAUCUCUUAUUUUGCUUUUAUUCUAAUGAGCUAACACUAUUUACCAAUUCAAAAAUAUAAAUGCACAUAAUGCAAGGGCUUUUAAAAAUAUGAUGUUGCUGUUGAUUCUGAUUUGCAAAGCAAAGGGGCAAAAGAGGACAUCAACUGUGGCAGCAGCUGAAUGAGUGGCUUUAAUUUUUAAGAAGUCUCCAAUGUUAGUUGCAAUCACACUUGAGAAUAAUAUUAAUCAAAAUUAUGUGGAGGAUAUUUUGCCAAGGGCACAAUCCUCUAUGAAAUUUUGCUAGCCGGGCCCCAUUGCAGUGAAGGAGUAAUGCCCAAGGGCACCUUCAUUUCAGUGGCGCUUUUGCAAGAAAGUAUUUUGGUGCAUUGUACCCAGUACCAGUAUUGAAUGAUUGCUUUCUUUAUAAUUGGGCCAGGUGUGUGUCUAUACCUAAGACAGUUUGUAUUGCUCAAAUGGCAGCGGUUGUGUUGAUCUCCAUCUGCAUUGAUGUUGUAGUAACACAAGUGUUUUUAGAUCAUAGCCACAAAAUAUUUAAUGUGUUGUGCCUUCAUGAUGUAACCAAGCAUUCUCCUGGUAGGCUAGUUGGGGGAAAUGAAAGGGUUCAAGCUCUAAUUCUUGCUGUUUAACUGUUUGUUAUCAUGGAUGGUCAAUACCUGGCAGGUACCAGUGUUGUGUCACUUGAGUCAAUCCAGGAAAGUGACACUUAAUGUUAAUAAGAUCUCAGUUGCACGUCUAACAAAUCCUAAUCCAAACGUUUUUAGGCAUUUUUUUUCUUUUCUUAAGGCAUGACAGACGAUUUAAACAAAUAGCAUGCAACAUAGGGGAAAAAAACAGUCCUUAAAGGGAAAUACAAAGCAAAAAUUAUCUUAUGCCACAGUUAAACAUCAGUCUUACAUACAACAACAAAAGGUAGUUAAUAUCAAUGGUUAAUUUGUUCUUACCAAAAAAUAAAUGCAAAUAAUACUAAGUGAAGUUAUUUUGUAUAUAGCAUUUCACAUUUUAUUUCCUCCACAGUAUACAAGCAUCAAAUGGGCUAGGGGUGCAUUGCUUCCUGCGGUACUUAUGUCAGUUUGUGAGGGGUGUUUGAUGACUUUGACCGAAUAAAUAUCUGAACAGUUAUCCUUGUUACUGCUUUGCCAGUUCAACGUUAUUUACAGUUAUUCAGCUCUUGCAAUAAAUGUUCUGAAUUCCUGA